This is a messenger RNA of Fusarium pseudograminearum CS3096, 957 nucleotides long. RefSeq lists its product as uncharacterized. Bases 1 to 957 code for a protein of 318 amino acids. The record is from RefSeq and is a predicted model, not a curated record. The transcript has a single exon. Gene Ontology annotation, biological process: chorismate biosynthetic process; shikimate metabolic process. Gene Ontology annotation, molecular function: shikimate 3-dehydrogenase (NADP+) activity. Gene Ontology annotation, cellular component: cytoplasm. Lineage: Eukaryota; Fungi; Ascomycota; Sordariomycetes; Hypocreales; Nectriaceae.
AUGGUUGCAAACGACAACUCCCUCCCUCUAUGUCAACGGCAUGAAGAUAGCCAAGUUUCUACCACCAAAGACAUGAGGUAUACCUCAGUCAACAAGGCCCAAGCUGUGGAGAAACGGCAAUUCUUUAUCUUUGGUCACAAUAUUUCACAUUCUUUGUCACCAACAUUGCACAAUGCUGGGUUCCAAGAGCUUGGCCUUCCACAUCACUACCAGAUCCACGAGACUGAAAACGUUGAUCAGUCAGUGGAGCGAAUUAUCAACAGCCCAGACUUUGGUGGUGCAUCGGUCACGUUCCCUCACAAGUUGCAAAUUAGCAAACUCUUGCAUUCUGUCUCAGAACAGGGAAAUAAUAUUGAUGCUAUAAACACUGUCGUUGUUAAAGAGAAGGACGGACAGCGACUCCUCCAUGGCGAUAACACGGAUUGGAUCGGCAUCAGAAGAUGCAUCCUCAAGUCCGGAAGUCAAGAUUUCACAUCAUCAUCGGCACUAGUGCUUGGAGCUGGAGGUGCUGCUAGAGCAGCUUGCUACGCUAUCAAGACACUUGGGUUUCGUGAACUCAUUGUUGUCAACAGGACGUUGUCCAAGGCCGAGGAGUUAGCAUCAAAAUUCUCGGAACUAAAGACCCGUGCCGUCACCUCACUCGAGGAAGCUGAGAAAACGGGAAAUGCAGAUAUUGGCCUCAUCGUGGCGUGUAUACCUGCUGAUGAUCUUGGAGAAGACAAGGUUCCCAGUGGGCUUUUCUCAAAGUCUAGGCAAGGGGUGUUAGUAGAGAUGGCGUAUAGACCCCAAGUAACGGGAAUGAUGACGGUAGCCCAGCGAAACCCAGGGUGGAAGGUGUAUCGGGGAGUUGACGUCUUGGAAGAGCAGGCCUAUGCGCAAUUUGAACUGUGGACAGGAAAGCAAGCUCCUAUAAAGGCGAUGCGGAGUGCAAUGCAGGUGAGGGUGGCAAGUGCUUAA